Messenger RNA from Megalopta genalis, 1962 nucleotides. Its product is annotated as carbohydrate sulfotransferase 11. Gene Ontology annotation, biological process: carbohydrate biosynthetic process. The record is from RefSeq and is a predicted model, not a curated record. Gene Ontology annotation, cellular component: membrane. Lineage: Eukaryota; Metazoa; Arthropoda; Insecta; Hymenoptera; Halictidae. Gene Ontology annotation, molecular function: sulfotransferase activity.
CACUGUCCCAGACGAAGAGGAAACCGGUCAGUCAGUGUCUCGCCAGUAGGAAGAACGAAUAUUUAGCCGGUUCUUCGAGCAGACACGCGCUUUUUUCUACGAAUGAUACUAAUUUCGAGUGCAGUUUGCAAGAUCUUCUCUGGGUGAAACACGGUGCAAUUUUAUUGAUACAAUUUCCUACCCGCAGUCAAGUAUAUUAAAAACAAAAACAAAAAAUCACGAUGUUUCGAAAUCGGCGAAAAAUCGAGCGAACGUUGAAAUACAUCCUAGGCUGCGGAUUAUUUAUAGUGAUCGUUAGGUUAACGAUUCUUCGCGUGGGUGAAGAAGAUAGACCGGUGGCUACGCUCGAAGAAUUGAGCAAAUUAAUGGUGGAGGCGGAGGCAGAUAAUUUUAAGCGGCUGGCGAGAGUCACAAACACGUGCAAAAAUUAUAAUCUAGGAUCGUACAGAGAUCCUAAUAAACCUGCGAUCUUCAAACAUCCGCCCGCGCCGCAGUACGCUGUCUUUUACAUAACUAGAUCGCAUAAUCUAUCAUACUGUCCGAUUUACAAAGCCGGCAGCACAACGUGGAUCUACAACUUGUGCCUUCUGAUGAAUGUGCGAGAAGACGAACUGAACAGUGGAAAGGAGCAAAUAUCGGCGAUCGCCAGGAGAGUGAUACCGGAACUUGAGUAUCCAGAAGCUGAAAAGGCGCUGAGGGGAACGAAGAAACUGCUGGUGGUAAGGCACCCAUUUGAGAGAUUGCUGAGCGCGUAUCGCGAUAAGCUGGAGAACUCCGUGGCUGGAAGGGAGCACGGGACACUUCACUUUUAUCGGAAAUACGGCGGCAAGAUUGUUCAAAAGUAUCGCGAAAAGAACUUCACGAGACCGCGCGAUGACCAAGUGAUCCGACAAUAUGGCGUCCCGGCGCCGAAUGGGAUCGAGCCUACGUUCAGAGAAUUCGUGGAGUACUUGAUCCACACGGAUCUAGCCAGCUACGGAGACGAUCAUUGGAUGCCUUAUUAUCUGUUUUGUACUCCUUGCCUCGUCGAUUAUGAGAUAAUUGCGAAGGUAGAAACAUUGCGGCGAGACCAGAUCUACGCGAUCCAUAAAUUCGGGUUGCAGAAGUUAAUUAAGCCAAGGUGGCGACACAGCGGAGGUCACUUGAAUGCAUCAAAAGUAUACUUCAGUCAGCUCAGCCCGAACAUGGUGGAGAAGCUCUACGAAAAAUUCAAAUUGGACUUCGAUCUGUUCGACUACUCGCCGGACGUUUACUAUCGAUACGCGACUGGGCCAUCACUCCGUCAAUAAAUUCUAAUUGAUACCGUCUGCCACACCUGUUUACACCUAAACGAUCUAAAAAUGCAAUUUUCUCAAAUCAUUGCCUGUACGUUUUAAUCAUUUCUUGAAUCGUUGAGACGAUUGCUCUAUCCUUCCUGAUUGAAUUUAAACGAGCAUCGAUCGUCUCUCCGCAUGAGAAUCGCUGGCGGCGCUAAUCGACUCGCUCAUGGAAUAUUUAAAAAUCCAACUACACAAUGGUGAAUUCAAUCCGGACCGGUUCCGAACUGUCGCGGCCACGGUAAUCGCCGGUUGAAACACUCAACGGUUACGAAAAACAAAAAGAGCAAGAACUAAGGGGACGUGUUAAAGUCUGAUAAGCACACGUAGCCUUAAUUGAUGGGGUUUAAAUCACGUUACGCCACGCGACGAACUUUUGCCAACGAAAUCGAUUGACCUAGUUUCCCGCGGAUGUAUCAGAACGAUCUGUCCCAAAGUCCUUCCCCUUAAACCGGCGUUAAUGGGGGUCGUGAACGGACAAAGGAAAAAAUAUACGUCGACGAUUACUGGUCAGUGUCCCUUCAUUGAUCCCCGGACGUUUAUGUCGAUAGAACAUUACAAUUUUUAUGUCUACUCUAGAGUCCUCGAAGUGUACGUACACAGUCAUUAUUUAUGAAGAUAAUUAGACGAUAAAUAACUUUACGAA